Molecule: messenger RNA, 1536 nt
Organism: Bacillus rossius redtenbacheri
Lineage: Eukaryota; Metazoa; Arthropoda; Insecta; Phasmatodea; Bacillidae
Exons: 2
Coding region: 154-1104 (316 amino acids)
Source: RefSeq, a predicted model, not a curated record
GCAAGAUGACGCGUCUCGGCGCGUUCCCCUGUGUCCGGUCCGACCUUCCUGCCCCGCAUAAGACACCCGCCUCUGGAGCAGCCGGUACCAGUGGAGUCCCGAGCCCCGGGAGUCCUCGCAUCGCUGUUGGCCAGAGCGACUCGGCGGAAAGCUAUGGAGGCACCAAUGGGACGAACUGUGUUAGUAUUGGCUAUUCUGGCGCCUCUAGUGGCACCCUACCAGAAACAGCUAUACAGUAAGUAUGGCAGGACACCUGCCAUAAUGAAUGAACCAUCGUUGAAGGACACUGAUAACGGCUUCUACAACCAUGGCCGUGACGAUGCGAUUCCGCAGACCUCUGUGUACACUUUAUAUGGGGAAGAUAAAGUCAAGCAUUAUGGUGAAUAUAAAAAUAAAGGUAAAGAAGAAUCGGGAAACAUCCCAGCCACGCUUGCCUCUAUCAACAGAAAGAAUAGCAACGAUAAUUAUAAGGGCACAGGCAAAAUCCUCUCCAAGCCCAAAAUGCCACACUCCGAUGAAUGGUCUGGUGAUGGUUUCGGGUCAAAGGUGGCCAAAAGGCUCCAAAGCACGAAUUAUAACUUCUCGGGUUCGACCUGGUUGGAAUCCAAGCUUAAGGAAAAGAACCCUAGGCUGCUUACUGUUGUAUAUCCCCAAGAAUGGACGCCACUCAAGAAUAACAUCACUUACAAGAUCGGAAAAGAUGCCGAGAAUCUCUACCAGGACAAGUCCAUGUGGCGCCGUAGUGCGGAUCUUGCACCAAAAAGGAUUCGCCGGAAUGAUCGUUGGUCCUCUAAUAUGUAUCCGUGCAGUAGGCAGUCUCCUGACAAUAAAAAUCCAGUUAAACCGAUGCCAUUUAUAUCCAAUAUGGGCUUGUGGAAGGGCAUCCCAUCGGCGAACCUCACGCCGAACCCAAAGGGCAGCAAGCAAAACGGCAACAAGCAAAAAAGCAGCAAGCAAAAUAGCAGCAAGCAAAAAAGCAGCAGUAGCAGCAAGAAAAAUAGCAGCAGCAAAAGCAGCAGUAGCAACAGCAGUAAGAGUAGCAGCAGCAGCAGCAGCAGCAGCAGCAGCAGCAGCAGCAGCAGCAGCAGCGAAGAAAAUGAUUAAAUCAAAGAAAAUGAUUAACCAAGCCUGGGUGUGGGAUCAAUGGAAGACAGAGAGAUCCGGUGACGACCUGCAGAAGUCUCAAGAAGUUCAUGACAAUCACACGUAAUGAUACAUCAACGCGAACUGUUGAGGCCAGACUCCUGGUUGGUGACUUCCCGUCGCAUGCUUGUAUUCUGCAGGUAGCCACACUUGCUGGUGUGUGACCUGUGCUUGCUUCUCCAACUCUCCGAGCCUGUAACAUCGCAGGAUUAAUGCCCCUACUAUUAAUAACAUUUUGACUGAGAAUGUUUUAUGUUGAUGUUUUCUGAAUAUUUCAUCAUUUUUAUUUACUCGUGUUUCUUCUAUUAUGUAUAGCAAUUUAAGUCAUUUUGUUUGUGCUAUAAUAUUAUAAUUGAGUUGGGUUAGAUUCUAAAUAAAGUUGAUAGUAGUGUA